GUAUUCACCUUCAUUUAAAAGAGCAAACUUUAGGGCAAACGAAGAAAGGUAACUUCGAAGAAGAGAAUUUGGGAGCAAAAGCGAAGUGAAGGAGAUGGUGCUUCCUGAUGAAGAAAUUUCGAGGCUCUUCCGAAUCAGGAAGACGGUGAUGCAGAUGCUGAGGGACAGAGGCUUCCUGGUGGGGGACUUCGAGAUCAACAUGUCCAAGCACGAGUUCAAAUCCAAGUACGGCGAGCACAUGAAACGUGAGGACCUCGUUAUCAACAAGUCCAAGAAGGACAACUCCGGCGACCAGAUCUACGUCUUCUUCCCGGAGGAGGCCAAGGUCGGCGUCAAAACCAUGAAGACUUACACUAACCGCAUGAACUCCGAAAACGUCUACAGAGCCAUUCUCGUCACUCAGACCAACCUUACCCCCUUCGCCAGAACCUGCAUCAGCGAAAUCUCUUCCAAAUUUCACUUGGAGGUUUUUCAGGAGGCGGAGCUGCUGGUGAAUAUUAAAGAGCAUGAACUUGUCCCUGAACAUCAGGUUCUCACUGAUNCCCUAAAUAACAACUGA
This is a messenger RNA of Vigna umbellata (rice bean), 559 nucleotides long. Lineage: Eukaryota; Viridiplantae; Streptophyta; Magnoliopsida; Fabales; Fabaceae. The record is from RefSeq and is a predicted model, not a curated record.